GGACGUUUCUCUCCUACAAUAUAUUUUUUUUUCUUAUCAAAUGGCUGGCGAAAAACUGCGUAUACUUUGCCUUCAUGGUAUGGUUCAAAAUGCAGUUGUCUUUAGAAAAAAAACAUCUGUUAUUCGAAAGAAAUUAGACAAAAUUGCAGAAUUAGUUUUCGUAUCUGCUCCUCAAGUCAUUACGGAUCCUAAAUACACUUCUGAAGCUCAUCGUGCCGCUGCUGCUGAUGAAAACUCACCAGAAGAGGCCAGGCCAUGCGCUUGGUGGCAUCCAUAUGAUGAUAAGCAGACGGAAGAUGGAUAUUAUGCUGGAUUUAAAGAAUCUGUUUCGUUCCUGAAAGAGUUUAUGACCAAAGAAGGACCUUUUGACGGUGUGUUCGGUUUUUCACAAGGUGCUUGUCUUGCUGCUGUCAUAACUGUAUGUCUGGAAGAUCGUACCUUAGCACCUAGUCUCUUUGGUCCUGAAUUUGAGCAUCCUAACUUCAAAUUUGCAAUUAUUGCAGCGGGGUUUAAACCCCUUCCCCAAAAGGCCACAGAACAUAUCUGGACACAUAAAAUUACUACUCCUACACUUCAUAUGAUUGGCGAAGAAGACAAGUUGAUCACUCCUGAUCUUCAACAAACUCUUGUGGAUCAAUGCAUUGACCCUAUUGUUAUUCGUCAUGCUGGAGGUCAUGUUGUGCCUUCCAAUGCUCCAUCUCGAAACGAUACCGUCGCAUUCGUUUCAAAAUUUGUAAACUAAUUAUUUUUAUAAAACACCUGUGAAAGAUGGGCUAUUUUUUCUGUUUUACUUUGAUCGACAAAAUAAAGUGGAACGCUCGUUCAGACGUUAAUCCAUUUCAUACAA
Molecule: messenger RNA, 847 nt
Organism: Mucor mucedo
Lineage: Eukaryota; Fungi; Mucoromycota; Mucoromycetes; Mucorales; Mucoraceae
Product: serine hydrolase FSH
Exons: 5
Coding region: 41-742 (233 amino acids)
Cellular component (GO): nucleus; cytoplasm
Source: RefSeq, a predicted model, not a curated record